CAAAUUCACCAAGUCACAUUUUCAAGUGUUUUAUCUAACACUAAAACCUAGUGUUAGUGCUUUCCCAUUCUAAAGCAUAUAUGGCCGAUUCCCAAACGUACUUCCCCAUCUUUAUUCUAUGGCUUAUCUCCACCAUUUUCAUCCGGGUUUUCUUAAAACCCAGUCGUGCUAAAGCUCAAUCCCCGCCAACCCCCUUCGCCAUACCCAUCAUUGGCCAUCUCCACCUAAUCGGUCCAAUCCCUCAUCAAGGCUUUCACAAGCUUUCCCUCCGAUAUGGACCAGUUGUUCGCCUCUUUCUAGGCUCUCAGACAUGCUUUGUGGUUAGUUCACCAGAAACCGCAAAAGAAUUCCUUAAAAUCAAUGAAAAUUCCUAUUUAGAUCGACCACAUAAUUCAGCCGUGACUUACCUAACAUAUGGAAAUAAAGAUUUUUCUUUUGCCAAUUAUGGACCAUAUUGGAAGUUCAUGAAGAAGAUAAUCAUGUCAGAGCUGUUAAAUGUAUCAAAAGUUGACUUACGCCUUCAAGUAAGGAAAAACGAAGUUAAUCGUUUUAUGAAACAUAUUUCUCAAAAGGCCAAAGAGGGGAAGGCAAUAGAGAUGGGUGUGGAGCUGUCAAAGGUUAUAUACAAUGUGAUAAUAGAAACUGUUACGAGCACAAGAUUCUCGGAGAGUGAGGCUAGGGAAAUGAAGAAGUUGGUAGGGGAUAUAACUUGGAUUGAAGGAAGCUUCAACAUCUCGGACUACAUAUGGUUCUUUAAAAAUAUUGACUUGCAAGGAUUUGGGAAAAUAUUAAAGGAUAUACAUAGAAGAUAUGAUAUAUUCGUAGAGAAAAUCCUUAAAGAGCAUGAAGAGGCCAGAAAGUUGGACAAAACAUUAGAAGGGAAGGACUUGCUCCACAUAUUACUCGAUACAGCAGAAGAUAAAAGCCAGAAGAUACAUUUGACAAGAGAGAACAUCAAAGCCUUCAUUUUUAAUAUAUUUGUAGGAACAGAUACUACAUCACAAACCAUGGAAUGGGCAAUUUCAGAACUUAUCAAUCACCCAAAUGUAAUGAAAAAAGCAGCAGAUGAAAUAGAGAGAGUUGUUGGCAGAAACAGACUUCUUCAAGAAUCAGACAUACCAAACCUUCCAUACCUCCAGGCAAUUGUGAAUGAAUCUUGGCGCCUUCAUCCAGGCUCGGCAUUGAUUCCAAGACAAGCUUCAAAAGAUACUACAGUAGCAGGUUACCAUAUUCCAGCAAAUUCUACUAUUUAUGUCAACUCUUGGGCCCUGGGAAGAGACCCGAACUGUUGGGAAAACCCUCUUCAGUUCAUGCCCGAGAGAUACAAGCAUACCCAGUUAGACCCGAGAGGACAAGAUUUUGGCACGCUGACAUUUGGAACGGGGAAAAGGAUGUGUCCGGGGAUUUCACUCGCAUACCAGUUGGCACAUGUAACCCUCGGAACCAUGAUUCAAUGUUUUGAUUGGAAGGCAGGGAAAGAUGGGAAUCUUACAAGCGUUGAUAUGGAAGAGGGUGUCGGAAUCACACUUCCUAGAGCAACCCCUUUGGUUUGUGUACCUGUGGCUCGACUCAAUCCUCUACCGUUUUAACUAGUUUUUAAAUCUACGUGAACACACGUAAAGCCUAAAAUAAGUACUUUUAAAUCUAUGAAUAAUUAAAAGUAUUGCAUACUUAAAAAAAAAAAUAAAAAAAAUACUAUAUGCAUGAUCAAUGUUGUAUGUGUAUGAAUUUUCCACUUAAUAAGAAUUAUUCUUGUAUGGUAUACUCUUAAAAUAAAAA
This is a messenger RNA of Erigeron canadensis, 1779 nucleotides long. Its product is annotated as cytochrome P450 93A3-like. NCBI's taxonomy places the organism in Eukaryota, Viridiplantae, Streptophyta, Magnoliopsida, Asterales, Asteraceae. The coding region runs from base 81 to 1589 and encodes 502 amino acids. The record is from RefSeq and is a predicted model, not a curated record. Gene Ontology annotation, molecular function: oxidoreductase activity, acting on paired donors, with incorporation or reduction of molecular oxygen; iron ion binding; monooxygenase activity. The transcript is spliced from 2 exons.